Messenger RNA from Aphanomyces invadans, 6838 nucleotides. RefSeq lists its product as hypothetical. Gene Ontology annotation, biological process: vacuolar acidification. NCBI's taxonomy places the organism in Eukaryota, Oomycota, Saprolegniomycetes, Saprolegniales, Verrucalvaceae. Bases 41 to 6265 code for a protein of 2074 amino acids. Gene Ontology annotation, cellular component: RAVE complex. The transcript has 19 exons. Gene Ontology annotation, molecular function: protein binding. The record is from RefSeq and is a predicted model, not a curated record.
GCUUGAAGUGCUAAUUGAUCGCUGCUCCAAAGCAACCGGAAUGCUGGAGGAAGCGCCAUGCCUCGUCGGAAUCGCGUCGUCGCUGGUCGUGCAGCACGAUAUGGUCAACUACCGCUGGAUAUUUUACUCCCCUGAGGAGUCUCAGUCCGUGGUCAUCGCUCGAGCUCCGUUGCUGGCGCAAGCGACUACAGCACCUUCGGCGUCACAGCCAUCGUACAGGCAAGUUCAGGUGAUCCACCUGCCUUCGACGCCUCAAAGUAUUGCGCUGCAUGAAUCCACAUGUCGUAUUGCUGUUGCCUGUGUGGAUGGGACUGCCUUAUUGCUGAAUCCCGACAAUCCGCCAUCUUCGACUUCCACCGCUGCAAGUGUUCUAUGCGAUGAUGAGUCGAUGGCGUGGCAUACACAAGCAACUUGGCGGUGUGAACCCGACAUGACGUGUCCGCUCAAAUGGUGCGAAUCCAAAGAAGACGUCUGGCUCGUCGGUGUCGCCACGCGAGUCACGAUCUGGAAAGUUGUCGACGAUGCCGUUUCCGUGUAUUCAAGCAGGUCGUUCGACCUCGGCACUGCAAUGACGCCUCUGUCUGCCGAGCUGUUCGAUGCAUGUUCCACGGGCCGAUAUGUCGCGCUUUGCACGAGUCCCCAUAGCCGGCUCGUCAAGGUUUGGUCGCUGAACUCGUGGACGAUGGAAAUGACGGCUCCUUUUUGUACCUAUCUCGGGCAUUCCCGUGCACUUCGUUCCCUCGAAUGGCUGCGUCCUGAAGCGCCAGGGGUGCUCGACAAUGCAACUCUCAUGACACUGGACGCGAGCGGGACCCUUACAUUGUGGCGGGAGGAUUCGAAUGCCAGUACAUUUGGGUUCUUGCGCGUUUGGGUGCUAGACGACCAUCCGAUUCGAGUUGGCGGAGUUAUAUCUCGGCGCAAAACAGCGCCCAAAACUUUAUUGUGGGAGUUUCCCACGGAUAUGAACAACUCGAUGAAGGUGUGGAAAGCGACCGUCGCCGACAAGACACACCACCUGUACACGCACACGAUGGACAGGGUCCACACUAAGUCGUCAAAAUCGCUUGGGUUCUCGUUUCGCGCCGGCGCGACCGCCGACACUCACGAAGGGGAAAAGUUCAUCCAGGGCAACUUGGCGCUGUCUAAGUGUUCGAUCACGUAUUUUUUGUACAUCAUCGGGGAGGAUGGAGAUUUUGGUGUGUGGCGUGUCGAUUGCACCAUGUUCUUGACGUCGACUCCCCGAGCGACGCUGGUGUGCACCACGUCGGACCUUCGGGAAGACCUGAAAGAAGCUGUCCCGUUGCACGCCUCUAUUACGGAUUUUAUACCAACAACUAGUCGAUCCGCUCCCGAAUCUCUCGAGGUCGCAAUGACUCUGUUCACGAAGUCGCACGAGCUCCAAGCGCUGCGUGUGUCGGUCGUACUCCCACCUCCCUCGUCGACGCUCGCUGCUGGAAUUGCAGGCAAGAAUUCCAAAACACAAGAGCCCAAGGCGCAAGUCCAAUGCACAUGGACUCGAAAUCUCGUCCCGAUGACGGCGGCGCGUUUACACGGAAUCAAGACCGUUUCCACCACCACCACCCACGACUCUGUGCUUGUCGUUCGAGAUGGUUCCCAUCACGCGGUGGCUUACGACUCUGAGAUUCCCCAUCACUCGAUUAUUCCGUUCCAGCCAAAUUCGCCAGUUGACCAACAAUUUGGUCGCGAGAUGCAGAGCAAUGACAUGGUCGUGGCGGCAUUGACAGUGUCGACACCUCGGGACACCGUCCUGUACUUCGUGACAAUUACGUUGCCAUCGUCAGUUGCAUUGAAUGUUAUCCGAUCUCGAGACCCGAGCACCCGGCACGUUGUGCGAGAUUCAGAAGUUUGCGUCGACCAAGCCCGAGAUCGAUCGUUGGUGUCGUGGGAAGGCAUGUUCCUGCUUUGUUCCAAGGAGGAAGCGGGCAUUGCCACGCCGUCCACCCUGUUUCGCAUCGUAGCUAUCACGAACCAAGGCGAGAUCUUCCUGUGGCGUCUGCAUCUCCCCGAUGACGUGGCGCAACCACCAAGGUGUCUGGGAAAGGCCGCAGUCGGAAAAGUCGUGUCGGGACUCGUUGUCAAGCACGCUGGUUUCGUCAACUCGUCCUCUGGUUCAUUAUUUGUGACUGUUGGAACAGCGUUGUCCGAGGUACCAUCAACCGGUGGAGCGGUGCACUUUUGGCGCUUCUCAGCAGAAGACGCCACGGCGGACGAGAUGCAGGAAACAUGCUUGAGUGUCCAUCCAAGUCGACCGCCAUUGCCCCUGCUGAUCGGGCUUCGACACGUCGAGCUCGAUGGUUCAGGUCUCAUGGCGCUCUUGCUCAUGCCUUCGUCCAGUCCGCCGACUGCGCCUUCGUCCUCGUUAGCGGUUCACAUUCAACAUGUUUGGGAUCGCACACCCGCGUCUCGAUGGAAUGUGAGCACGACGGUAACGUCUCUGGCGUGGUUGAAUCGAUGCAGCCAAGUGGUCGCGCUGUCCCCGACGGCACUAUUUGGCUUUCACGUGGAUGGAACGCCAUUGUUCGCGCACAAUCUGCACCCUGGUGUCACCCCCUCCUCCUUGUGUGUGUCGCGGCGCCAGGCCACCAUGUACUUGGCCCACACAGCGUUCGUGACGCAGGUGGAGCUCCCGACCACUUCGACUCUUUCAACUGUGCGCGGCGUGUGGAGCCCGAUGAAUUUGUUGCACCUCAUGUACGACGGACGGUUCAAGGCCGCCCAACGAGUGCUCCAAACGUUGGUAGAUGCGAUCACGCUCAAUGAAAACCAAUCGUAUAUGGAGAUGAAAGAGUCCCAGAUGUCCAUGCCGUGGAUGUCGUGGUCCAAUGUAUGCUACGACUCGGCGGGCAUAGACGACCGAGCUACCUUCACCAAGCAAAUCGAGACAGCCGCCAACUUGUUUGCACCUCGAGUUCCAGUGUCGAAGGCGUCACGGCAGGACACAGGGGUGAACUUUGAAGCAUUCUUCUCGGUUGCCAACGAUCAUCGGUUGCGAUUUGUACCCGAGGCAGAGCGGGAUCUCUUUCGCACGAUCUGCACCAUGUUCAAUUGCGAAGCAGACGCCAAGGACUUGCCCAGUCUUCGCUUCAUGGUGCAUCUCAUGUUGGUCAACGAGUCGGGUGGAAUGUGCGCUGAAGCAAUGGUGUGGGCGCGUUUGACGUCCAUGGAUCUGUUUACGUUGCCUUUUUUUCAAAAUUUGACCAUGGAGUGGUCCCUCAUGCAAAAGUUGCGGCUUCCGUUUUGGCUGGACGAUAUCCAACGACUCAAACUGGCCACGGAGCAAGUCGCGAACCGAGAGUAUGCAGCGUCCAAAGAUCCCUUCUCGAUUGCGUUGUACUACGUGCUCCUGGGGAAGACGCGACUGCUCUCCAACUUGUUUCGGCUUGGAAAAGAGACCAAAAUUGCCGACCUCCUGGUCAACGACUUUGCCGACGACCGGUGGAAAGCCGCCGCCAUUAAAAAUGCGUUCGUGUUGAAAUCCAAGCAACGGUACCUCUUGGCGGCGACGUUCUUCCUUCUGGGAAACAAAGUGUACGAGGCUGCAUCGAUGGCCGAGUCUGCAGACCCAACUUUUGUCCUGUCAUUCUUGAUCCUACGGCUGUCAGAGCCGUCCUCGUUGAAGCAGCUUGGCCCCACUACCAUCCAAUUCGUCCAGACAGUGCUGCUCGACAAGGCAGUACAAGCCAACGAUGUAUACAUGCAGUGCCUGUGUCGGCUUUUCUUGGACAAGCGCUUAGUCCUCGCGCCAUUCCUAGCGCAACCGACCUUGUCACCUCGAUCUGGAAGCGAACGCAUGACGUGUGUUUUCCAAACAACGGCCAGCGCGUACUGGCUAGUGUCGGCGUCGUCGUUGUAUGGCGCGUGCCGUCUCAUCCAGCAUGGUUGGACCAUGGUCGAUGAGAGCGAUGAGCCCAUGUGCAUGGCCCUGCACUGCAUGGCAGCGACCCGGCUGCUUGCGCAAGGCUAUAGCUUUCUCGGUUACACCAUGCUGUCGGACAUGGCUCAGGUGUUUUCGUCGAUGGUGCACUCGAGCGAAUACCAGUGGUUGGAAGGGCUACGACACGAGUUGAGUCUCGCCUGUGUGUCGGAUCAGCUACACCGCGUGUGCGCACUUUUUGGAGAUGCAGUCAAUUCGUCGCUGGUGCAACCGUACCCACCGUUUGCAUUCAAUUUAACAGCGCACGUGGACGCGGUGUUGAGCUAUUUUCCAAAUCUGCUGCCGUCGCAAGUCGUCUGCCUCGUACGGCCGCACUCGACCGUGGCAUGGAUGACGGCGUCGCACGACUUGGUGGGCACGUCCGAUCCAGUGUUAGCCCAAGUCCACACCAUCACGAACGCGAUGGUCGCCCCUGGUUCGUUCCUGCCGUCGCGCGUCCUCCGGGCGACGCAGGCGCUGAUCGAGUACCUGCAUGUCAUGCUACCCCAGGAAGAGCCGAACGUGAUCCGGCUGGCGACAGGGGCCAUCUACACGGGACUUUUUGUCGUGUUUCCAAUCUUCGCGCGGCGGUUGCCGUCCUGCUGUGUCGUCCGCCUCGUCAGUCUCAUGUGUCCUCAGAAAGAAAUCAUCCAUUCGGGCAGCAUCCGCACCGCCAUUGAAAGCGAUGACGUGUGUCUGACUUGCCUCGACUUCAAGCCGCGCCUGUUGCCAUCGCUCCGCCAGGAUUUGCCGGCUCUGCACGCCAUGGUCGCGCAGGUGCUUGCUCUUGCCACUCCAUCAUUCAAGCCAAGCACAUCCACCAGUUGCUGGUACUGGACCACAUUGCUUGCGCUGCUCCACGACACGAUGGAGCAACAUGUUGUCCGCUUGACCGAGCAGAUUGACAUUGCCGAGUCGUUGCAAGAUACGUGGAAAGCAUACUACACUCCCCGAAUCGUCAAGAAUGACCCGUGCCGGUGUGUUCGAGCCAGCCAGUGUCCGCUUGGCGAACAACAAGAACACGGGCGGGACCAGCGGUGUGCAUGGCACAAGCUGAUUCAACUGAUCUGUCCUGGCGCCGCCGCUGCGCUCGUGCUAUCCAAGGUCGUAUCGCCCGUGCAGGGUGGCGCCUCUGGCGCCGACCAACCGCCGCAGUUUUCAGAGACAAUCUACAGCUCGGACGUGCCCGGGGAAGCCAUUCGAGGUAUGUGCUGCAACAACCAGCAGAAGAACACUGUGGUGUUUUGCAAUGGCCGAUUUCUGUAUCGCGCGGUCGCAAAAAAGCCGCCGAAAACGUCGAGUUCGACUGCAUCGUGCCAGCUGCAUGUAAACGCCAAGUACACGCCUCCCGCAGUGUUUUUUGCUGGCGACUCGAGCGACCAGCUCAAGCUGCCAACGCCGUCCGUGCUGUCGCCCCAGCCCGACAGCAAGGGCAACGGAAGCUACAAGCCCGUGGCGGUGCAAUCGCAUCCUGCAAUGCCGCUCUUUUGCAGCGGCACGGCCAAAGGGACGGUGGAAGUGUGGCGGUUCGAUCAAACCGCAUCGUGCAAUGUGUUCGAGCACCACGUCGCCCCAGUGCUCUCUGCCAACCCACUCGCCCCGCUCACAUCAGCACCUCGCCGCGACGUCCACCGCAUUCGGUUUGCCAACUCUGGUUACACGCUCGGGGCAUGCGAUGCGCUUGGCUACGUCUACUUGUGGAACUUUGCGAGCGAAGGUUCGUCGGCGUGCUAUGCGCACUUGCAGUGCCACAACCGAGGCACACGGGACUUCGCUUUCUUGAACGCGUCGAGCUGCGUCGCGUCGGUGGGGAGCUCCACCAAGAAAAAGAACUUGUGUCUGUGGGAUACGCUGCUGCCGCCGCACAAAGCGCUCAUCUGCGCCCCAUUGUGCCACCCCGUUGGCGCUGUCUCGAUCGUGUUUUCGUCGCGCCAUCAACUCAUCCUUUCGGGCGGUGACAGUGGAUCGCUCAACAUCUUCGACGUCCGCCAGCAGCGUGUGUUGUAUGCCGUGUCGACCGCCCACGACUGCGCCAUCACGACGCUAGCUCUGCAUCCCCAAGGGCAUUGUGUGCUGUCUGGGUCGGCGACUGGCGACGUCAAGAUCUGGUCGUUGCCGCUGUUCCGGGAACUAUGCAGCUGGAGCAACAGUACGAACUCUGCCAAGUUGCGGCAACAGUCGUCGAGUUUCCUAGGAGAAGCAUCGGCCACAUUUACCACGGCGGCGGUCACGGGCAUCACGGAUGCAUUUGCCACCGAAGAUUUCUUCUAUGCGAGUGGAUCUGAUGGUGUGAUUCAGAGGUACCAAACGCCCGCCGUCACAUUCCUGUAAGGAAGAUAACGCUGCUGUGAUCUUGAACAACCACAUUUUCAUGCACCGGUUGCUCCAUCAAGACAAUCGGACCGAAUCAAACAGAAAGGGUGAUCGCAAACUUCUCAAGAGAGGGUGGUGUUCAAAAACACCAGGUUGUAGAAACGGCGAGCACGAAGCGUCGCACGUUGAGGGAGACAGUUCAGUGGCCAACGCAUUUAAGCCGACGACGUGAACUUGGUCACGGCCUUCGUGCCUUCAGACACGGCGUGCUUAGCCAAUUCACCAGGAAGCAUGAGGCGCACGGCGGUUUGGAUUUCGCGGGACGACAAAGUGGACUUCUUGUUGUAGCGGCUGAGCUUGCCAGCUUCCGACGCGAUGCGUUCAAAGAUGUCGUUGAUGAACGAGUUCAUGAUCGACAUGCCGCGCUUGGAGAUACCGGUUUCGGGGUGCACUUGCUUCAACACUUUGUAAAUGUAGGUCGAGUACGACUCAAUGCGCUUGGUCUUGCGGUUCUUGCCCUUUUCACCGGUCUUCUUCGGGGCCUUGGCCGACUUCUUGCUCGGGGUCUUCGCCAUGGUGGUUGUUAAGAGG